AAAGAAUAUAUAGGCAGAUAAACUUGAUAUCUAUUGGAGUAUUUUUUUGGGAAUUAGUUUUAUCGAUAUAUUAAUCCGUUUUUGUAGAGCAGCUUCAUCGGCAUCGCGAUACGAAUGGCGAAAACCAAAGCGAGGAAACGAAAACCCUCGAAGAAGUCGGAGGCGGCGCCUACAACUCCUAAAAUCUGCAAAAAAAUCAAGAAGCAGAAGAAAUCCAAGCUCCCUAAAUCAGAACCCCACGAUUCAGACUCAGAUUCCGAUCCCAAUACCAAAAUCCAAACCCUACUAGAACCUUUGUCCAAGGACCAGCUCAUUGCUCUCGUAAUAGACCUCUCCUCUUCCAACGACCAACUCCGCUCCCUCGUCAAAUCCGCCGCCGACCAAGACAUCGGCCACCGCAAAAUAUUCGUGCACGGCCUCGGUUGGGACGCCUCGCGCGAAUUACUUGAGCCCGUUUUUAGGGCUUACGGCGAGAUUGAGGAGCUCAAUGUGGUGAGUGAUCGGGCUACCGGAAAAUGUAAGGGUUACGGUUUCAUUACGUUUAAAUCGAUGAAAUCUGCGAAAAAAUUGUUGAAAACCCCUACGAUUCAAGUGGGAAACCGUGUAACCUCGUGCCAAUUGGCGUCGGAGGGCCCGCCUGGCCCUGCCACGGCCGGGAUAGUUUCGAAGAAGCAAUUUUCUGCGUCGGAUUACCCGCAGCGGAAGAUUUAUGUGAGUAACGUGCCGCUGAAUGCGAGCCCGGAGAAAUUGCGGGUUUUCUUCGAAAAAUUUGGAGAAAUUGAGAACGGGCCCAAGGGAAUGGAUCCGACGACGGGGAGAUUUAAAGGGUAUGCUAUUUUCGUAUUCAAGACUUUGGAAGGGGCUAAGAAGGUGUUGGAGGAGCCGGUUAAGUUUUUUGAAGGGUGUCAGCUGCAUUGCCGGAAGGCAGCUGAGGGGAAGGGUCAGGUGGCCAGCGGGGCAGCGUCUAUAACGACUGCUUUGCAGCCGGUGCAGCCGCAGAUGCUGGCUGCGGUGGCGGCAGCUCAGCAGGCGCAGAAUAUGGCUUUGCUGGGGCAGCAGGCAGGGCUUGUGAAUCCUUUGUAUGGUGGUGGUUUGAUUACUAACGCAAACCUGGGUGCGCUUAUGGGUGGGUAUUAUGGGAUGAUGGGGGGAGGGGUGCAGGGCUUGGGAUUAGGCGCCUAUGGUGGUGUUUCUGGUGGUGGCAAUAAUGGGUCGAGUGGAGCGAUGCUUCAGGGAUUGCAGUAUGCAUACCCAAGUGUACGGACUGGGCAAUCUUCUUCAUCCUUGGCUAAGGCUCCAGGGGCUGGUGGAAUCAAUUACUCCCAAACUCAUUGAUUUGUAGCAACAUAGAUGGACAACCAGAAGUUGGUAAAUUCCUAGUAUUGUUAUGUUGGGGCAGGGUUUGGCUCAUGGAAUAUGCUUUAAAGUCUUGUGUUUUGACUUUCAAAUUUCUCCUAGUUUCAUUUCUCUCUUCUUUUUUACCAUUUAAUGAACCUUCUGGAGAAUGUGGUGUGCAGCAUUCCAGCAUUCCAUCUGACAGUUUUAUUUCUUCUGGAUUUCUUUACUAUAUGCAUUCAACUUUAAGUUUGUUCUCUCA
Molecule: messenger RNA, 1597 nt
Organism: Salvia miltiorrhiza (redroot sage)
Lineage: Eukaryota; Viridiplantae; Streptophyta; Magnoliopsida; Lamiales; Lamiaceae
Product: RNA-binding protein P-like
Exons: 2
Coding region: 115-1335 (406 amino acids)
Molecular function (GO): RNA binding
Source: RefSeq, a predicted model, not a curated record